Messenger RNA from Drosophila rhopaloa, 3557 nucleotides. RefSeq names its product eukaryotic peptide chain release factor GTP-binding subunit ERF3A (gene eRF3). Gene Ontology annotation, molecular function: GTP binding; translation release factor activity; GTPase activity. The transcript has 7 exons. The coding region runs from base 492 to 2351 and encodes 619 amino acids. The record is from RefSeq and is a predicted model, not a curated record. Gene Ontology annotation, cellular component: translation release factor complex. Lineage: Eukaryota; Metazoa; Arthropoda; Insecta; Diptera; Drosophilidae. Gene Ontology annotation, biological process: translation.
AAUUUUAUGUUUGUGACAACCCUGACUCGAUGCGUGGCUUGAAACGUGUAAAAAUAAUAUAAGAUUGCUAAUUUCAAGCACUGCACAUAGUGUUCAGGUAGUCUAAUUGCACCUGCAGGUCAUCAGGUGGUCACCACUGCCUCCAGCAACCGAUAACCAAGGAAUAGAGGGAAACAGUUAAAACGAAGUUGGCCAGGGUAGCACACACAACAAAACACCGAAUCACAACACUAGUGUAGACCAUAUUGAGUUGAAAGUCUGGCUUUAACCCCCGCAAGUCACCCGGCCAUCAACCUUAAAGGCGUGUGUGUUUCUUAGUGCUAUUGCCAUUCCCGUAUUUCCAUUUCUAAUCCCGAAACGACCGCGUGUGUUCUGUGUGAGUGCGGGAGCAGAAAGAAGAAGCAGCCGUUUGAAGGAGGGCGAAAGUGUGUCGCGUGAAAAAAGCGAGAGAUUUUCAUCGGAAAACAGAGAAACCGCACCGCAUUGGAACCAUGGCCGCCCAGGAAAACACAGAGAUCAGCACAAAGUUCUCCACGCUGAAUGUGAACGCGGUGGAAUUUGUGCCCAGUUUCAGUUACAACAGCGUGGCCGCAGCGGCGGCAGCAGUUGUGGUUGCGGCGGAGGAGGCGGAUGCUCAGGCGCCGACCCCGCCCCCCACUGCCACGGAUCCGGGUCCGGUUCCCGCCUCAGGAUCUGCCACGCCAGCCACCACACCCGACUCCACCGGCAGUGGGGGAUCCACAGCGGGCGCAGCUCCUCCUCCACAGACGACGGCGGGGGCAGGGGCACCACCCACUUCCUCCUCCAAUUCCGCAUCGCCAGCGCCGGGUUCGCCUGCCACCACGCCUUCUGCGGCAGCGGCUGCUGCUCCAACGCCCGUCGAAGGUCUCAACCCCUCGGACAAAAUCGCAAACAAUGAAACCGAUCCCGCUGACAGCUGGGAUGUGGACGAUGCUGUGAUCACGCCCGAGGAUGAAGAGGUCGAGGAUGCUGAGUUCACAGAGGGAGAGGCCACGCCCAAGGUGACCAAAAAGAAGGUGGUCAAGGUGGAGGAAAACCGAAGCAAGCGUGAGCACGUGAAUGUUGUGUUCAUUGGUCAUGUUGAUGCUGGCAAGUCAACAAUCGGCGGACAGAUCAUGUCCCUCACAGGCAUGGUAGACAAGAGGACGCUGGAGAAGUACGAACGAGAGGCUCGUGAGAAGUCUCGCGAAAGUUGGUAUUUGUCAUGGGCGCUGGACACCAACCAGGAGGAGCGCGACAAGGGCAAAACCGUUGAGGUUGGGCGCGCCUUCUUUGAGACGGACCGCAAGCACUUUACCAUCCUGGACGCGCCCGGCCACAAGAGCUUCGUGCCGAACAUGAUCGGAGGGGCGGCGCAGGCCGAUCUUGCCGUGCUGGUCAUAUCAGCGCGAAAGGGUGAAUUCGAGACCGGCUUCGACCGGGGUGGACAGACCCGCGAGCACGCCAUGUUGGCAAAGACCGCCGGCGUCAAGCAUCUGGUCGUACUGGUCAACAAAAUGGAUGACCCCACGGUCAGUUGGGAUCAGACGCGCUACAACGAAUGCAAAGACAAGAUACUACCAUACCUCAAGAAGCUGGGCUUCAACCCGGCCAAGGACCUUACCUUUAUGCCUUGCUCCGGCCUCAGCGGCUACGGGCUCAAGGACCAAGUCCCGGAGACUCUCUGCUCCUGGUACCGGGGGCCCGCCUUUAUUCCGUUCAUCGACGAGCUGCCCUCGCUCAACCGCAAGUCUGAUGGGCCCUUCAUCAUGCCCAUCGUUGACAAGUAUAAGGACAUGGGCACCGUGGUGAUGGGCAAGGUUGAGUCUGGAAUGGCGCGCAAGGGUCAGAACCUGUUGGUAAUGCCAAAUAGGACUCAAGUGGCGGUGGAUCAGUUGUUCUCCGACGACUUCGAAGUCACAUCUGUUGGUCCCGGCGAGAACGUCAAGAUCAAGCUGAAAGGCAUCGAGGAGGAGGAUGUCUCGCCAGGUUUUGUGCUCUGCGAUGCCGCUAAUCCCAUUAAAACGGGAAAAAUCUUUGAUGCUCAGGUCGUAAUCUUAGAACACAAAUCAAUUAUCUGUGCGGGUUACUCGGCUGUCAUGCACAUACACUGCGCUGCCGAAGAGGUCACAGUUAAGGCCCUCAUCUGUUUGGUCGACAAAAAGACUGGCGACAAAUCAAAAACACGUCCACGGUUCGUUAAGCAAGAUCAGGUUGCAAUAAUGCGUAUAGAGUGCUCUGGAAUGAUUUGCCUUGAACAGUUUAAGCUAUUCCCACAAAUGGGACGUUUUACGCUCAGGGAUGAAAACAAAACCAUUGCCAUUGGCAAGGUGCUGAAGGUGGUCGAAUAAAUUGAGCAAAGCUGAAUUCGAGCGCCCGCCUUUCACUGCGAUUUUUGAUAAAGCAUUGCACGCCCGACGAGAGAAAACAACCACAGCAACAAUAACAACAACGCCAUGCCACGCCACGCUUUCUUCACAUUUGACAAAUCCAGAAACACAGUACACACCCACGCUCGAGCUCUUACUCACUUAUGGUUACUUUACUUUCUACCAGCAAUAGCAAUUGAUUAUACAUUGAUAAGAAGGUUGAAUAGGAUUCGAAUCGAAACGGAACGGCAAUGUAGAGUGCAUUAUAAAAACGGGCAGGCGUUAAGUUAAUUUACAACCCCGACGCACGGACGGAGUGUUCAGAGAUAGAAACAGAAAUGCAUUAUAUACGAAUUAUAAACUAUAUUAUGUAUAACUAAGCAGCAAAAUCGGAAGCAGCGAGCGCGAAACAAGAUGAACUAUUUAUAUAUAUACACAACAAACCACUCACACGUAUAUAUACAUAAUGUAUGCGAGGGAGCAUGAGUUGGCGAAGAGCCGCGAUGGUAACUGAUAAGGCAUUAAUAGAUUCUUGGUACAAUUAUGUUUGUUGAGACCCACUGUCAAGGAUAUUGAAGAUUAGUUGCCGUCGUCGUUUUAUUUUGGUUUAAUACUUUUGUAUAAACUGUAAGCAUUAAAUAGCGUACACGUACAUGCCUAAAUCGCGCGGAAGACGUGAAAUUUUUUAAUACUAAAACUAAAGCUGCAAGCUACCCAAUUUUUGUAUUUGUACAAGCGAAAAGCAAAAUCCCCGAUCCCCCUUACCCAUUCAGCUUCCUGUAUGCGCCUUCAAAUUGCAAAUUUGUUAAAUACCCUGCAAAUACAAUACGAUAUUUCUGCUCUUCUUUUUUACAUGAUAUAAUCUAAAUGCUUUAAUUUAAGUUUAAGCUUAAUGAACAUGGAGUCAAGUUGGUUUGAUUCGUAAGCUCAAAAUUAAAAGUCUUUGCAUCAUUGAAGAACACUACAAAGAUGGCAUAACAGAGAAACAAACAUUUAUCACCUACGUAAAUAUCUUAUUGUUAACUUCAAUCUUGGCCCCUUCGGUAAAUUCACUUUAUUUGGCAGAUUUACAAAAAAUUAGAUUUUUUUAUAAUUUAGUUAAUUGAAGAAUUCGUGCAGGUCAACCACGAAACCCACUUAUGAAAAAAUAAAAUGCCUUUUGCUACCAAGCAGAAAAAAAACACAAAG